AUAAUAAUAAAAUUAAAAAAAUAACGUUAGUAGAGUGUACGUUUUUUUUUAAAUAAGGGAGAGAAAAAUAGAAAGAGAAAGGUUCGAAUGUAUUGCGCGUUUGUCGCAUUAGUCGGAAGAAAAGAGAGAGAAGCGAAAAAAAAAGAGAGAGAGAGAGAAAGAGAAUACAGUCUGUCGUUCGCGCGCCAGAAACUUCGAUUCGGACGUUCUCGGUUAAACUCGGUUUUAUCCGGCUCGCGCCGUGCAUAGGGCAGCACGUGUUCGAAAAAUACAUCGGUACGGGCAAACGAGUCCCGAUUCGUGACGACGCGGUCGGUUGUGCGUUCACGAGUGGUGGUUGCUAGUAGCUUAGGCUUUAUAUCUCUCUAUUUCUCUCUCUCUCUCUCUCUCUCUCUUUCUCUCUCUUCUUUUGCUUAGCUUUACGUUCGCUGACCUCUAUCGUUUCAUCAUCGUCUUCUCUUCGUCGUUGCUCCGUCAUAGACGUCAUUCGUGACCGAGGUCUUGUCUCCUUGUCGAGCGAGAAGAAAUAGAGAAAGAGAGAAGAAGAAGAAGAAGAAGAAGAAGAAGAAGAAGAAGAGGACGACGCGCUCGAGCGUGGUGAAGGGCAACGAAUGGUAAAAGGGAGGGGGAGGAAGAGAGAAAAGAAGAGGGAAAAAGGAUCGUCGUUUGUUGUUCGCUUUCCGAGAAGAAAGAACUAGACAGACACAGUGGCAAAAGGGGGAUUGAUUUCCAAGUUUUCGAACGAUUUUGUUAAACGGUUUGUUACAAGGGAGGGUAUUGUCAUUAUUUUAUAUAUGUGUUAGAAUCUUUUCGUUAGAGGGAGGGAGACAAAGAGAGAGAGAGAGAGAGAGAGGGAGGGAGAGAGAGAGAGAGAGAGAGAGAGGAAGAAAAUUUCGAUCAAAAGUGAUUAACGAAGAAGAACGAUCAUGUUUAGGCUUUUGGGUGGUCUAGCCUAUUAUCUCAAAUGGCAAGAAGUCUCCACCGUAUCUUUGCUCUUUCGCAUACAUAAUAACUUUACUUCGGUGGUGCUUUUAACUUGCUCAAUAAUAAUCACCGCGAAUCAGUUCGUUGGAAAUCCAAUCUCAUGUAUCGUCGGUCAUGGCCUGCCACAACAUGUCAUCAACACCUACUGUUGGAUAACCUCAACGUUCACGAUGCCGGACGCCUUCAGUCGACAGAUGGGGACUGAGGUGGCACAUCCAGGGGUAGCAAACGAUUUAGGAGACGUCAAUGCAAGGAAAUACUAUACUUACUACCAAUGGGUUUGCUUCGUACUCUUCUUCCAGGCAAUUUUAUGCUAUACACCUCAAUGGCUCUGGAACAUGUGGGAAGGUGGAUUGAUGAAUACAUUGAUCAUGGGAAUGAAUUGUGGCAUUGAUAAGCAAGAUAUCAUCAAGAAGAAAAAAUCCAAGUUGAUGGAAUAUAUUAUGUCCCAUUUAACGAGGCAUCAAAAGUACGUAUAUCACUACUUCGCUUGCGAGCUCUUGUGCCUGGUCAACAUUAUUGGACAACUGUACCUGAUGAAUCGUUUCUUCGAUGGAGAAUUUCUUAAUUAUGGCCUUCGUGUAUUACACAUAUCGAAUACACCGCAAGAGAAUCGCUUUGAUCCUAUGGUUUACGUAUUCCCUCGUGUUACAAAAUGCAUAUUUCAUAAAUACGGUGCUUCCGGUACGAUACAGAAGCACGAUUCAUUAUGCGUUUUACCGCUAAACAUAGUCAACGAAAAGACUUAUAUCUUCAUUUGGUUCUGGUAUAUCAUUCUCUCCAUAUUUUUGAUCGGUUUGGUCGCUUACAGAGCUGCUAUAAUAUUUGCACCGGCCGUAAGACCAAGAUUGUUGCAUAUCGCAUCGCCUGGAAUAUCAAUUGAAACGUGUCAAAGUAUAAGUAGAAAAGUAGAUCUUGGUGAUUGGUGGAUACUUUAUAUUCUUUCGUGGAACAUGGACGGUAUCCUUUAUAAAGACUUUUUAGAAGAACUUACGAAAAAAAUGAGCUCCCAUAUUUCUCAACCGAUCAAUGCUUAAAUUUAUUUAGCAAUUGUAAAAUUAUAUCUAAUUAUAUUUUGCAGUUUAGAUAUUAACAAGGGACUGACUAGAGUCUAAUGUGACUCGUGUUGACAUGUUUCUUUAUUAUACGAGAGAAUACUCGUUAAAAAAAAAAGAAAAAAAAAAGAAAAAAAAAAGAAGAAAAAAGAAAGAAAAAAAAAGAACAAA
Molecule: messenger RNA, 2210 nt
Organism: Vespa mandarinia (Asian giant hornet)
Lineage: Eukaryota; Metazoa; Arthropoda; Insecta; Hymenoptera; Vespidae
Gene: ogre
Product: optic ganglion reduced
Cellular component (GO): plasma membrane; gap junction
Molecular function (GO): gap junction channel activity
Source: RefSeq, a predicted model, not a curated record